ACAAUUGCACAUUUUAAAUGAAACACACGCCUCUCCGUACACGGAAGAUUUUAUGAAUAUAUAAUUUCCAGAAAUAAUAUAUAUUUUAUACUAACAUGCAGGGCUCGUAAGUAAGAUACAUGGUAAAAGUGACGUUAUGGAAAGCGCGUGGGUUGUUCUGUUUUGGAUUGUGGCUUACGGUGUUGAAUCUAAAGUUCAAAACGCUGCUCCAGUUUUCUCAAAACCCCAGACAAAUGACCAACAGACUUCAUGCUUUGAAAACAUUGGCUUAUCAUUGAGCAUAUACCGCGUGUCCGCAAGUGACGCUGAUGGAGAUACUGUUACUGUGGGAUUCCACAGCCAGAACCCACCAGAGCCGCCAUUCCAAUUAACGAAAGCAAUUAUUGGAUGGAAUCUGAUGACUCCAGCAUCGACCACGAUCGACCGAGAAACUACACCAACAUUUAGAUUUGUAUUUAGUGCCACCGAUGGUACUUAUACUGUACAAAGCGUUGAGCUGACUUUGAUUUUAACGGACCAGAACGACAACAGCCCCCAGUUCACCGCCAUCUCGUACUCAGCUUCUGUCUACGAUACAGCGUCUGCUGGUGCAGUCAUAUUAACAAUACACGCCACGGAUGCAGAUGUUUCUCCAUCUAUUACGUACACAAUAACAGAGGGAAAUGUCGCAGGAACAUUUUCCAUAGCGUCAGACACUGGAGAACUGAAACUUGACACACCUGGCAACCUCAACCCAGCAACCCCAGCCACAUAUAGCCUUACCGUAGAGGUCAGUGACGGUACAAAUACCAACGCCACUACAGUGACCAUACAUGUUUUAGUUACACCGACAGUUCCCGAAGUUACAUAUGACGGAAGAGUUAUUGACAGCAAAGUUUUCAAUGUCAUUUACAAACGCUCAAUCGAGCUUAUGUGUAAAAGUUAUGACAAACCUACUCCGUCAAUAUACUGGCUAGAUUGUCAUAAUGCUAUUGUCCAUUCCACAACACUAGAAAUAACCGAUCCAACGUCCGGUAUCUACACGUGUGUGGCAGUAAAACGGAUGCAGCCUUCAUAUGACCAGGUUAUACGUGGACAGUCUGAGAAGUUCAUUCCCGUAUAUGUAUUACUUCCACCGACUGAACCCAUCUUAUCCAUGGACGGAAGUCGAGUUGACAAUACUACACUGAGUAUUAUGAGUGGAAACAACGUGUCCAUAGGGUGCGCAAGCAAUGGCUACCCUAGUCCAACUGUACGCUGGGAACAUGGGUUUAAUAUUUACAAUGGCAGCUUUCUAAACCUUACAAACAUUAAAGAGACCGAUGCAGGAACGUAUAUGUGCGUUGUUGAAAACACGAUGAACCCUACGUUUGGACUUGAAACAAUCGGGCGGUCUAAUCUGUCCUUACAGUUAAUCGUACAAAGUAAAUAA
This is a messenger RNA of Dreissena polymorpha, 1411 nucleotides long. RefSeq names its product cadherin-related tumor suppressor-like. Lineage: Eukaryota; Metazoa; Mollusca; Bivalvia; Myida; Dreissenidae. The transcript is spliced from 7 exons. Gene Ontology annotation, biological process: homophilic cell-cell adhesion. Gene Ontology annotation, cellular component: cell-cell junction; plasma membrane. The record is from RefSeq and is a predicted model, not a curated record. Bases 137 to 1411 code for a protein of 424 amino acids. Gene Ontology annotation, molecular function: calcium ion binding.